AUGAAUGCAAUCAUAUCUCCAACAUGGCAGUCUGCGCUUUACGACCCUUUGGUUGAGGGUCUGCAGACUGUCGUCUCAAGCUAUUCUGACAGAACACACCUUAUAUUUGAAGCACAUACAAAUAUGCCGCUGUACUCACCGUCACACCUCCUACGAAGCACGCCCCGCAAUACAACUCCCAACCCGGCGUCACAGUGUUCUCAAUCUCCAUCUCUAAAACAGAAGGCGCAUGAGGAGGCCGAUCCCCUGUCAUCAUCUGACGGCGAGCACAUGGAGACCCGUUCGUGA
Sparassis crispa is the source of this 288-nucleotide messenger RNA. RefSeq lists its product as hypothetical. The record is from RefSeq and is a predicted model, not a curated record. The transcript is spliced from 3 exons. The coding region runs from base 1 to 288 and encodes 95 amino acids. NCBI's taxonomy places the organism in Eukaryota, Fungi, Basidiomycota, Agaricomycetes, Polyporales, Sparassidaceae.